This is a messenger RNA of Metarhizium brunneum ARSEF 3297, 993 nucleotides long. RefSeq lists its product as uncharacterized. Gene Ontology annotation, molecular function: protein binding. NCBI's taxonomy places the organism in Eukaryota, Fungi, Ascomycota, Sordariomycetes, Hypocreales, Clavicipitaceae. The record is from RefSeq and is a predicted model, not a curated record.
AUGGAGCGGGUGCUUUCCCUCCCAGAGCUUUUGGAGAACAUCCUCCUCCACCUCGACAUGACGACACUGCUCGUCUCCGUCCAGCGAGUUAGCAAAGCAUGGAACAAGACCAUUGCUUGCUCGCCCGCCUUGCAACGAAAGCUGUUCUUUCGGUCCAUCACUGCUGAACAGCUACCUGUAUUUCGUGAACAGCUCAUGGGAGAGGUCGAAAUGGCGGGCUCGGACUAUGAGUAUCUCGGGCCCGCGCUCACCAAGUUGGUCCUCAAUCCUCUUCUUGUCAAGAAGUUUGGCUUCUGCUUCUUCGACACUGGCCCUGCAUUUGGCUACCAUAGAGGGGCUGACUGCUUUUACAUGUUGCCAUGGAGUCCAAAUCGUCGCGAAUUGAUUACAUGGAAUCGUCGCAACAGUACUCCAUUGCUGCAGGUGGGACCACCCAAACAGCUGGACGAGGCAUCUUCUCAACUGGGAGAAACACGUAGAGCUCGCUUCACAACCAGGGGAGCUAGCUGGAGACGCAUGGUGGUAUCGCAACCAGCGCCCCCAGGUAUUGGCUACUUGACGCAAGAACUGACCCAGGAACUUCAACUACCCAACGAGCGUAUUGGGGAAGCAUUCAUCCCGGCUGUGACGCCGGGAGAGGUCCAAAUGGGCCAGCUUUACGAUAUGGUCCAGUAUCACGCAGGGCACCACAAGUCUGAAUUAGCUGAUUUCCGAGUCAUAUGGGAGCUCCCCCAGACUUUUCUAACUCAAAGUCUGCGGGAGCCCAUGCGCCAACUCCUUGGCCAGACGACCUUGCUGGUAUUAUUCGCAUUCAGCUAUCUUGCCUCUUAUACGGAACCGGAAAACGUUGUUGAUUUUGACUCAGCCUUUCGCUGCGAGGAGUUCUUACUGCCUGACUUUGUUGUGGAAAAGUCCCUACGUUUCAUGAGAGGUGAGCCAGACUGGAAGGGUAUGAUCUCACCAUCGCACAAAGGUCCUCCCAUAUACUUAUAG